AUGGCUAGCAACGAAUUCAUAUUGGUUUCACCGGCGAUUGAUAAAGAAGGAGGGGGAAAACUGCCAAGAUACUGCACACAAGAAGGACUAGGCACAAAGUGGGACAUAUCUCCGCCGUUGGAAUGGCAUAACCUGCCUCCCAAAACCAAAAGCUUGGCCCUUGUAGUACAAAACAUUAACGCCAUGGACCCAACUGGACGCAUGGUGCCGUUCACCCAUUGGGUGGUGGUGAAUAUUCCGGUAACCGUGAAGGGACUGCCGGAAGGGCUCUCCGGGAAGGAAGAGGAACUGGGCGGUGAGUAUAGUAGAAUUGAAGAAGGGCUUAACGAUUGGAACGUGCAUGUGUGGCGUGGUCCCAAGAUGCCUAACUAUGGGGAUAGGUUUGAGUUCAAGCUCUAUGCUCUGGAUUAUGACAUGCACUUUGAUAACCAGGUGACGAAGCAGAAGCUGUUGGAGGCAAUAGCAGGGCAUGUAGUGGGAGAGGCAGUAUUAACUGCUACUUUCUGA
Molecule: messenger RNA, 507 nt
Organism: Gastrolobium bilobum
Lineage: Eukaryota; Viridiplantae; Streptophyta; Magnoliopsida; Fabales; Fabaceae
Exons: 3
Coding region: 1-507 (168 amino acids)
Source: RefSeq, a predicted model, not a curated record